AUGCCGAAGAAGUCGACGAAAUCGAAGUCGAAGCGGACGACGCUGAAGCAGAAGUAUAAGGUGAUUCGUAAGGUGAAGGAACAUCACAAGAAGAAGCGGAAGGAGGAGAAUCGGUUGAAGAGGCUUGGGAUUAAGAAGAAGGGACCGAAGGACCCGGGCAUUCCGUCGACGCUGCCGUUUCGAGAUGAGCUGAUGAAGGAGAUCGAGUACGAGCACGAGAAGAAAGAGAAGAAGGAGACGGAGCGCUUGGAGGCGAAGAAGCAGCGACGGGCGGAGAACAAGCGGAUCGUGAAGGAGAUGAUUGAUAACGGACAGCCGGCGCCGUCGUUGGAACAGUUGCGAGCGCUCGCGGAUCGAAAGGAGCAAAACUACGAGGAGAAAAAGGAGGCGAAGAUUGCGGAGGAGCUCGAGCGCGAAGAUUACGAUCAGGAUUCCAGUCGCCGGGCGUACUAUAAGGAAUUUGUCAAGGUUGUGGAGCUAUCAGACGUGGUUAUUCAGGUUUUGGACGCUCGGGAUCCGCUUGCGUGUCGCUCGCCCGAAGUCGAACGCUUCGUGCGACGUAUGAACCCUGAUAAGCGCAUGAUUCUCUUGUUGAACAAGAUCGAUCUCGUGCCGAAGGAGAAUGUGAUGGCGUGGUUGAAGUACUUCCGUGAGGAGCUGCCCGCGGUGGCGUUCAAGUGCGCCACUUCUGGGAGCGGAAACAAGCUGGGCGCUCGUAAUGCCAACUUCAAAUCCUCCGGAAACGCUCUCGGUGGUGCGGAUUCGCUCGGUGCUGAGACGUUAUUGGAGAUGCUGAAGAACUACGCGCGAAAUAAGAACAUGAAGACGGCCAUCACGGUCGGUAUUGUUGGGUUUCCUAACGUUGGUAAAUCAAGUCUCAUCAACUCGCUCAAGCGCAGUCGUACUGCGGCGGCGGUCGGAAACACUCCGGGCAUGACGAAGGUAUUGAAGGAGAUCAAGCUCGACAAGAACGUUAAGUUGAUUGACUCACCGGGUGUCGUUUUUGCGAGUGAGCUCGGUGAAUCUGCGGGUGCAGCGGCGUUGCGCAACUGCGUCAAGGUGGAGCGGAUCGAGGAUCCGAUAGCGCCGGUGCACGAGAUCACCCGCCGAUGCCCGCCAGAGCAACUUAUGGUCAUGUACAAAACCGGAAGAUUCUCCGACGUGGACGACUUUUUACGACAAGUGGCGCGAUUACAAGGAAAGCUCAAGAAGGGCGGUAUUCCUGAUUUGAAGGCAGCGGCGCGUGUGGUGCUCACUGAUUGGAACAACGGUCGCAUCCCUUACUUUACCUCUCCGCCGGCGCGAGAGGAGCACAAGGAGCACGCCGCUGCUGAGAUUGUUGGGGGCUGGAGCGAAGAAUUUGAUGCGGACAAGGUGUUUGCCGCGGAGCAGUCUACGGUCAUUGCCGGCUUGCCCGAAGAGGGCGCAGACGACGUUGACUUCAUGGCUGUGCAAACGCUCGGGAACGGGAUUAUCGAAGCGCACGAUCUUAGUGAAGAAGAGGAGGAUGACGACGAAGAUGACGAUGACACGAUGGAGGGCGUCGAGCCGGUGAAACUCAAGCGUGAGCGAGACGAUUCGCAAGCGGGUCGCACGCAACGCGCUCUCGCCGCGGCAGAAGCUGCCGCCGCAGCACGACAGUCUUCGGCGAGGCAGAAAGUGCUUUACGGAAACGAAGGACAAUACAACCCCAAUGCCGCGCGAGCCUCGAAGAAACGUGCGCGACGUGAGGCGAAGGCGAAGGAAGAAGCGGCCGAAGACGACUCCGGGUCGGAUUUCGAUUGGGAGAGCUGA
This is a messenger RNA of Ostreococcus tauri, 1794 nucleotides long. RefSeq names its product Guanine nucleotide-binding protein-like 3,N-terminal domain. The coding region runs from base 1 to 1794 and encodes 597 amino acids. The record is from RefSeq and is a predicted model, not a curated record. NCBI's taxonomy places the organism in Eukaryota, Viridiplantae, Chlorophyta, Mamiellophyceae, Mamiellales, Bathycoccaceae. Gene Ontology annotation, cellular component: nucleolus. Gene Ontology annotation, molecular function: GTP binding. The transcript has a single exon.